UUUGUAUUUAUUUUAACUCGACUAGUUGCUACGUAGAUAAUAACUAUCUCAAGUGGUAUUGAACGUAAUUGAAAUUGAGAGUGCUAGUGGAAACAAGUUACUUGCCGUCAUGUUGUGGUUACUCCUCGUAUUUGGACUUAUAAUUGCCAUAUUUCUUUUUAUAACACUAAAACAGUUUCGAUAUUGGUCAUCCAAGGGAGUGAAGCAAAGUUCAAUUUUCCAACUAUGGGUGGAUAACAUCAAAAUCAUUUUUCAGCUGGUUUCACCGGCUGAACAUACGGUGGAGUUGAAUAAGAGAUUUAGUUCCGAAAGAUUUGCCGGUUCAUGCUAUUACUUUCAACCUCUCUUAUUGCUACGCGCCCCCGACAUGAUCAAACAAAUCGCCAUAAAAGACUUCGAAAAUUUCAUUGAUCGCAUUCAGUUUUUACGUGACGAUAUCGAGCCGCUGUGGACGAAGAGCAUAUUCCUGCUGAGAGGUGACGAGUGGAAGGCCAUGCGAGCAACUUUGAGUCCAUCGUUUACUAGCAGCAAAAUGAAGGGGAUGUUCGGUUUAAUUAAGGAAUGUGCGGAAAACUUCGUCAAGUUUUACGAAGAUAGACGAUCGUCCGCUGAGAGCGUCGACGUUAAGGACGCCUUCGCCCGAUACGCAAAUGACGUAAUAGCAUCGGCCGCCUUUGGAGUGACGUGUAAUUCCCUCGAGGAGCCGAAUAACGAGUUUUAUCUAAUGGGAAAGCAGGCCACUGAUCUGAGUGGAUUUUGGAAGAAUAUAUCGAUCAUUUUCGUUUCUUUUUUUCCAAAACUUGCCAAGCCAUUGGGAUUACGACUGCUUCCGGCAAAGUGCGACAGGUUCUUUCGUAAGGUUAUGAAGGAAAACAUGGAGGAUCGAGAACGGAACGGGAUCAUCAGACCGGAUAUGAUUCAUUUGCUGAUGGAAGCGAGAAAGGGCAAGCUAAAACAUGACGAAGGUCGAGAAGUCAACACGGGUUUUGCGACAAUUGAGGAGUCGGCAAUUGGCAAAGAAGAAAAGUUACAAAACUUGCACUUAACAGAUGAAAUUAUUACCGCUCAAGCACUCAUUUUCUUUUUUGCCGGUUUCGACUCGUCUUCCACGUUAAUGUCGUUUCUUUCGUAUGAGCUCGCUGUCAAUCCUGACAUACAGAAGCGUCUUCACAGGGAGGUGGAUGAUACCUUGGAGCAGUGCAACGGAUCUGUAACCUACGAAGCGCUGUUCAAAAUGAAAUACUUGGAUAUGGUGGUAUCAGAAACGUUGCGGAAAUGGCCUACGAUAACUGCAAUUGAUCGACUUUGUGUAAAACCUUACACUAUAGUACCCACAAAGGAUGGGGAGGAACCUGUACAUCUCGAAGAGGGAGAUUUAGUAUGGUUCCCGAUGUACGCCUUGCACAGAGACCCCAAGUAUUAUCCCGAGCCGGAGCGAUUCGAUCCCGAGCGAUUUAGCGACGAGAACAAGUCAAAGAUCGUACCGUACUCGUAUUUUCCCUUUGGAGUCGGACCUCGCAGCUGCAUAGGCAACAGGUUUGCGUUACUCGAAACGAAGUUGCUGUUCUUCAUCCUUUUGUCUAAAUUUGAGCUUACUGUUGUCGAAAAAACCGAUAUACCUCUACCUCUGUGUAAGAAACAGUUUAGUUUGGCUGCGUCCAAUGGAAUUUGGGUCGGGUUCCAUUCUAGAAGAAAAGAGCUGGAUUGACAAUGAUUAUGCUGCUUCUUUUGGUGUGGUCUUUACGAAAAAACCUGCGUCACAGUAUUAACAUUAAGUAGUAUUAGCAUCAUGCACUUAAACCAAAUAAAUGUUUAUGUAGACAA
Messenger RNA from Photinus pyralis (common eastern firefly), 1824 nucleotides. Its product is annotated as cytochrome P450 9e2-like. The record is from RefSeq and is a predicted model, not a curated record. Lineage: Eukaryota; Metazoa; Arthropoda; Insecta; Coleoptera; Lampyridae. The coding region runs from base 110 to 1708 and encodes 532 amino acids. Gene Ontology annotation, molecular function: iron ion binding; monooxygenase activity; heme binding. The transcript is spliced from 5 exons.